Molecule: messenger RNA, 3864 nt
Organism: Pelmatolapia mariae (spotted tilapia)
Lineage: Eukaryota; Metazoa; Chordata; Actinopteri; Cichliformes; Cichlidae
Gene: plpp4
Product: phospholipid phosphatase 4
Exons: 7
Coding region: 377-1234 (285 amino acids)
Biological process (GO): phospholipid dephosphorylation; phospholipid metabolic process
Molecular function (GO): phosphatidate phosphatase activity
Source: RefSeq, a predicted model, not a curated record
CUGUACCUUCUCCCAAAUCGGCUGAUAUCUUCUGGCCCCGAACUCCAAUCUUAAAUUAAGAAACUGAUGGAGUGGAAGAAGGAGAGUUUCACUCGAUAGAAGAGCAGCUGUCAGCAACAGAGUUGCUAUAAAGAAAAUCGCCCGAGGGGGACAGAAACAGACGGAGACGAGCGGAGACAGGCGAAGGAGAGAAAAAGAGAGGAAGACUGCUUCAGGUGACCGAGUUGCAAUGGAGGCGCACGGCAUGCGCGAUUAGGGAGCGCCGCUCGUGGAAAGCGCUGGGCUUUUGUUAAGGUGGAUUACAAAAGUGAAAAAGCCUCCAGAACUGACCGGGACCGCCUUUUUUCUGCUUGAGUUGACGGAUUGUCUCCGAAUCAUGAACGUGUCGCCUCCAGACCGCAGGAAAAACAUGCGAGAAUUGGCUCUGGAGAUUGGCAUCAGAGUUCUGCUUUUCGGAGUUUUCGUAUUUACAGAGUUUCUGGAGCCCUUUGAGAGAGUGAUUCAACCAGAGGAGCUUUGGCUCUACAAGAAUCCACUAGUUGAGUCAGACCACAUUCCCAAGAGGGUCAUGUUCGCAAUUUCAUUCCUUACUCCACUGGCAGUGAUAUUUGUGGUGAAGAUAAUUCAGAGGACGGACAAGACAGAGAUAAAAGAGGCUUGUUUAGCUGUAUCCCUGGCUCUUGCUCUAAACGGAGUCUUCACAAAUACUAUCAAGUUGAUUGUUGGCAGACCGAGGCCAGACUACUUACAGCGUUGUUUCCCAGAUGGGCAAAUGAAUGCAAAGAUGCUUUGCACUGGGGAGCCGGGGGUAGUCUCCGAGGGGCGCAAGAGUUUCCCCAGCAGCCAUUCCUCCUUUGCAUUCUCAGGUCUUGGUUUCACCUCCUUCUAUCUGGCGGGAAAGUUGCAGUGUUUUACGGAUCAGGGUCGCGGGCGUAGCUGGCGUCUCUGUGCUAUGGUGCUGCCUCUUUACAGCGCCAUGAUGAUUGCACUGUCCCGGACCUGUGACUACAAACACCACUGGCAAGACGCUUUUGUUGGAGGAGUGAUCGGGUUGCUGUUUGCAUACAUUUGCUACCGCCAGCACUACCCCCCCUUCCUGCACAUGGACUGCCACCUGCCUUAUGCCAGCCUGGCUGCCGCCACGCACACGCCCUCGCAUCCUCAGGACGACCCGCAGCCCACUGACAACGCCACCACCCUUCCCCUGGAAGGCUUGACUGAAGGGCCAGUAUGACUAGUGGCCACCACUGAGACUACCCCCAACGCCCUCACCAAGCCGCCAAGCCCACCCCCCAUUCCCAGUGACUGACUGACUCUUGUAUACAUUCCAGUGGACAGUGAAACGCCUCAUGCAUUCCUAUUCUCUUACACCCCACACUGCGGGUGGCACCUACAUUAUUCCUGUUUUGUUUUUUUUCUCUUUGAUUUUGCUCAGCAGCCAUUAAAGUCUAUAUUUAGAUGUGUUGUAUGCGAGGAACCUACGAAUAUGGGACAUUGCCACAGAGAGGGACGAGAGAAAAAAAAUGUUGAAAACCUGAGGAGAUGUCUUACUAAUGGCUGUGAAAGAAGAUGAAAAUAUUGCCAGCUUUCGCUGGAAUCUUUCUGCGUAAUGAGAGACACGGUUGGCAGGUUGCUAUAUGCUGGAGUAUAUUUAUUGUUUGGUUGUAAAGGAAUGGGACAGAUGGUUGAGGAGAUCCCAUGAAAUGUCACAGCAAUCAAACCAUGAAAUUAAACUAGUGUUAUUGUAUAUGUCACACUUUAAAACAAAAUGUGGAAUCUGAUAGCACCUCAUGCCAGAAACGAAACAACAUCCUGUGUUUCAUUUAAAUCUACAGAUGUCUUCUGCAUUUUGUAGGGCACCAGGCCUAAAACUUUAAGGCAUGCAGGAGCAGUCUAUAUUCAUACCUCUACUAUUUCCAGCAGUUUUAUUUUAUUGUCUGGCAGCAUAAUGAUAAAUAAAGAACCAAUACUCACUUAGGGAAGCACAGCUCCAUGUCAAAAGCAAUAUGUUUUUUUCAUUAUUCAAAUUCUCACCAUUCUCUUGGGCUUUAAACCCUGCAUAUCACCACUUCCUCAUUUCUCUUCCUCCUCCUCUCCCUGUCACCAUCAAACUCUAUUUUUCACUUGCUUUGCAUUUAACACUUGUUCCCCGAGGUUGCACAGGGACACGGACCCUCAGUGGGGGCAAUCAAUAACAGCCAAGUGGGAAUGCUGUGGCAGAAGUGUGUCUGGGAAGGCGCAAACUCCAAUCUGCUUCUGCAUUAAUCCUCAUUAAGCACGGUCAGCCACUGCUCCUUAUGAGGGCAUUAGAACUAUAUGAGGUGCCCCGUGAACUGCCCAUGCAUCGCAAAUGGCUUUCAGUCCAAUGUAGCCCCACAAAUAGACAAUCUAGUAUUCAGCAGACGAGAGACCUGAACCCAGGGCUGUGAUUUUGGUGUAUUUAUCAUCCAUUAAAGUUCCAUUUUUUCUUAAUAUAGGGACAGCAUGUUGAAACAAGCAAACACCAAAGAUCUGUAGUUUUUUUUUUAUGCCUAGGUAGUAUGCACCAAGUUUUUCAUUAUGAACAGAAAUCCCAGAUAGCUAGUUGACUGGUUUCCUAUCAUCAACAAAGCAAUUUGUAGCCUUUUGCAAUUUUAGUUAGAAAUGAUGGGGUUUUUUCGUUGCCUUGGUUACUAUGCGCUUUUUUGCCAUUGCUGUGACAUUAAUGGGAAAAUUAGAUAUUAGGACAGCUCUAACCCAAACAAGCACUAAAAAGCAGUGUUGGGCGAUGCAGGAGAACUGCACAGCAUAACAGAAUGAAUGAGCAGCAAGCCAAAUUUUUUCAAAUCCUGUCAAGAAGCUCGUGAGCAGUGUUUUUACAUUCAUCUGUCUCUACAGUCUGUCGCCACAUGUGUUUUGGUGGAAAGCAUCAGAUGUAACUUCGGCUGUUGUUUCACUUUAUCCUGGGCACAGUUUGGCUCGUGGCACAAAGGUAGACAAGGAACGAUCUCUCUGAUCAAAAUGACUUUAUACAUGAUUUAUUUAAACGUGUCACAAUUAAGCCUGAAUCACAAAUGCAACCCAUUGGCAGCUGUUGAAAAGCAUUUGUGUGUGUGCGUGCGCGAGCGUGUGAAUAUUUUUGUGUGCAGCGUUUGACAAGGCCGAUCUCACAAUGAUGCAAUACAACGUGAAACUUUACAAAGAACGAACGUUUCACCAGAGGGAAAAAGGUGCUCGACGCUGCGCAUCAGACUCUGUGAUGGGACUUAAGACUCUGAGAGCUGACUGUAAGAAAGGAGAGUGACUCCAUAGAGUCUUUCAGCACAUGACUGCAAAUGUGUCACUGUGAGAUACUGGCUUUGUGAGGCAGAUUUUCAGAGAUAAAAAGGAUUGUGACACAAAUACACAACGUUCUAUACCUGCAUUUGCCUGACUGAUGGCGGUCUGAUGUUUGUACUCUGUCAUUUAGUUUUCUCCUAUUAUGUGGUACUGUAUAUUGCAGGAAAAGCAUUGUUCAGAAGUCUGUAUUUUCACCUUUUUUCAACAGGGGAUUUGAGUUCCCCGCUCUCUUAGAAAUAAUCUAAGAUCACGGCUUGUUUUCAUUUGGUGCUAUAGAUGCUGUUGUAGCAGUUGGUGUCCUGUUAUUUCAAAUGGUUGAUGUGUCACUAAGAAACGAAAUUCAGUCUUUUUUUUUUUCUUUUUUUUAGAGAGAGAGAAAGAAAAGUUAUUAAAAUAAAUAUUUAAAUAUUUUAAAUUAGAUAAGCAGCCAGUGUGUACUCCUCAGAUAUUUUUUCACCUUCACAAGGACUGAAGGCAUAAAUAAACUUAAGAAAAUAAAAAUACUGAAGAAUAUUGAGAUGAUUGUCAGCUAUCAUGAAUAGAUGU